Messenger RNA from Caenorhabditis angaria, 279 nucleotides. The record is from the annotation of a GenBank genome assembly. NCBI's taxonomy places the organism in Eukaryota, Metazoa, Nematoda, Chromadorea, Rhabditida, Rhabditidae.
AUGGAAUCAUUGGAAAAUCUGAUCAGCGAGCUCGAAAACAUCAUCGAUUCAGCAUGCGAAACCGAAUCGAUGGGUUUGGAAGAAGCGAUUUCGAAAUUGUCAAAUUCAAGAGAUAUUCUCGAUGAAAUGCUAUCCAAAUUGGAGGAAAACGAGAAUGAGAAAAAUAUUGCGACGUGUCGAAUUGUCUCAAGAAUUCAUCAACAAUAUGAUAAUGUUUUGACAAUGCUUGAAGAAAAAUUGGAGGAUAAUCAGUUUAGACAAAUUAACAUUAGUGAAUAA